AUGGAGCAAAAAGAAGCUAUCGCCGCCGACAAAGCUGGUCAUCUCGUGUCCACUUUCGAACACUGUUUCCUUGACAUCCACACAACCUUUCAUCCUGCUGGCAUAAAGGGAGAGAUUGCAGGAAAGAGUUCAAAUGUGGCCUGCGCUGCCCGACGGAUCAUGGAGGUUCAUCGCACAGAGCUGAAGAUGGAUUGCUGCAAUGUUUUGGUGACGGUGAUGGACGAACAGCGGACACACACCUCUCUCGUGAUUAUUUCACUGAGAUUCUUCGCCUUCAUUACUUACAUCUGGAUGAGGCAGACCGCUCCAUUUACUGCUGUCCCUAUUCUAUUUGACCGCAACUCUCAUGAAGUACCGGCCCUAGUGCGAUGUGCCGAUCUGAUGUGGGGCUUCGCUGGACUGUCAACGAUGUACCCGGGGACGUGGAUUUCUAUUCCUACCUCAGUAUACUCCUUGCCUCUUUCUUUGGCCGAGAAAGUGGGUGGAUGGGACAGUGACCCCACAGCUAUCGGGGAAGACAUGCAUAUGCUGCUGAAAUGCUACUUCGAAACGGCGGGAAAUAUCAUUUCCCGCGUGGUUCAUUCCCCUGCCAGUCAGUGCAAUGUUUCCAGUGAUAGCCGACACGGUUGGCGGCGUACGGUCGAUACUUGCGCCGCACGAUAUCGCCAGGCGUUGCGACACAUGUGGGGAGCUUUAGAUACCGGCUUUGCGGCGCGACGCACGCUGGGAUAUCUUCGCUUCCAUCACCGAUGUUCGUUCCUGCAUCCCCGCCACUUCGCUCUGCUCUCCCUUCUCUGGGAGGCGCAUUUCCUUCCGGCUCACCUUACGAUCGUUAUGAUCUUUUCCGUGAUAUACAAACUUCUGACCCCGGUGGCUCAAAUACAUCCGACUUUAGCAUGGGCAUUCACUGUGACUGAGAUUUUGCGAGCCCUUUCUUUCAUCGGGAUGAACGGUUGUCUAUUUCUGUACGAGCAGUGGCAUAAAUUGCAUCUCGAUUCCCGCAUGGAGGACAUGAACGAGGCCAACAUUGGCGAUACUGGAUGUGCCCGUCGUCUCUGGUAUCGACCGCAAUUCCUCAUCGACCGGAUCUGCUUCCCCAUUUCGGGUACGGUAUUCGGUGCCGUGCCUACCCUUCAUGCUGUUCUCUCUCAUUUCUGGACUGACAGACUCGUCUACCGCGUCAGUAAGAAACCAGCAUUUUCGCUGGAGGCAGUAGGGUUGGCCUGA
Molecule: messenger RNA, 1227 nt
Organism: Penicillium waksmanii
Lineage: Eukaryota; Fungi; Ascomycota; Eurotiomycetes; Eurotiales; Aspergillaceae
Product: glycosyltransferase family 2 protein
Exons: 2
Coding region: 1-1227 (408 amino acids)
Source: RefSeq, a predicted model, not a curated record